Rhizophagus irregularis DAOM 181602=DAOM 197198 is the source of this 334-nucleotide messenger RNA. The record is from RefSeq and is a predicted model, not a curated record. NCBI's taxonomy places the organism in Eukaryota, Fungi, Glomeromycota, Glomeromycetes, Glomerales, Glomeraceae.
CUUUACGAUUACUAAUAAUAACAAAAUUAACAAAAUGCAAACCACCAAAAAUACAAAUGAAUGUAUUAAUUGGAUUGAAGAAUCUAUACUGUAUCUAGGAAUAUUAUGGAUUUUAUGAACAAGAAUAUUCAAAGAAUUGGUACUGGAGGAUUCGGUAAAGUUUAUCGUGCAAAUUGGAAAAAUUCAGACCAAUAUUUAGCGUUAAAAUCCUUUUUCAAUCUUGAUGACGUCACUGCAAAGAAAUAUCAUAAUAUAGUUCAAACUUCAACGUGAUAUACAAUUUCAUAAUAUUAUUAUUAAAUUCUAUGGAGUCGCACAAUUUGACCCAGGUAUG